AUGUCGACUUUCAACUACAUAAAAGUCAGCGGCGAAAGCUCCGGAGAUGCAUCAAUUGCAGAUCCAGAUAGUCACCGAGAACCAUCACGACCCACAACGUAUUCCCGAAUCUGCAAGAUACUUCGAUUCUCGCGAUGGCUAUUCACACUCGUACUUCUCGUUGCCAUCCUUCUAUGCCAGCUAUUGAUCCUGAAUCGGCAACCGGACCAGCUGCAACUUGGAGGAGAGCUGAAUUCGCUCAUAACAAACUUUUCCAAGCAGCAAAAGAUGUUUAGAGAAGACCGUAGGUUCACCUCAGAUCACAAGACCCCAGCGUCCGUCAAUGCCACAAAGCAAAACUGGCUCAAUCUGUUCCCUCGCGGUAAUGGAUUCCUCAACAUCCCCAACUACGCAGACUACAACUUACCCCCACCCAUGCACUUCCACGCAACACCAGGACAGCAAAUCUACGCCAUCGCCCUAUUCCACGAGCUCCACUGCCUAAUGUCCAUCUCGGGCUUCAUGGACAAACUCGUGCUGCAAAUGCGGCGCAAAGACUUUACACUCUUUGACGAGGAGAUCGAGCACAAUGACCAUUGCUUCAAUUACCUGCGCAACGCAAUCAUGUGUUUUGGAGACACUACCUUGGAGGGGCAAUCGCAAGACCCCCUAUUUCAGGAUGUUGCGGGAACGGAUGGAACGGGGGCGCUGCAUAUAUGUCGGAAUUAUGAUGAGAUUUUUGCUUGGGCGGGUAAACAUAAACUUCAUUAUGAGGAUGAUGAACAGGGGCUUGGGGAUCACCAUCAUUGA
Messenger RNA from Plenodomus lingam JN3, 789 nucleotides. RefSeq lists its product as uncharacterized. The record is from RefSeq and is a predicted model, not a curated record. Gene Ontology annotation, biological process: mycotoxin biosynthetic process. Lineage: Eukaryota; Fungi; Ascomycota; Dothideomycetes; Pleosporales; Leptosphaeriaceae.